Molecule: messenger RNA, 821 nt
Organism: Hylaeus anthracinus
Lineage: Eukaryota; Metazoa; Arthropoda; Insecta; Hymenoptera; Colletidae
Exons: 2
Coding region: 177-821 (214 amino acids)
Source: RefSeq, a predicted model, not a curated record
UGCUGCAUCAUCAAUAAAUUCCUUACACGAUAAGGGGUGAUGGAGGGGAGUGGAUUCGAUAUAAAACGGAAAUUUGCGAUACAGCGGUUAGAAGAUUGUUAGAUUUUGACCAAUUUAAACGUCAGCGAUGUGGACUGCUGCUGAAGUUGCUCGAGGAACGGGGGAGAAAUUUUUAGAUGAUAAUUACACAUUGCGGCCAGUUUCCAAGAAAAUGCGUACAUGGCAAGAUUGAAACCAAUGAUUUAGCCGAAUUGAAGUCGAGCCGCGGAGUACGUAUUUUGGGACGGAGAUAUCCUUUGACGACUACCUGGUACAAGUAUUUAGAUAUUGGAAUAAGAAUUGGUCGUCGCUGUGAUGUGGAAUUGGCUAUUGGAGAUAACCGCGGCAAUGAAAUUCAGUUUCCAAUGUUUACCUGGAAAAAGCUAUCGGAGAGAAAGAUGGACAUUUUACGGAACUUUGAAAUGACAUCUAGUGAUCCGAUACGUGUUUGCGAUAUAACGAUUGAGUUUCGCUGCGUGGACGAUGUUAAAGUCGCGAAACUCUCCACUUCCGUCAACGCCUUGUUCCUCACAGAAAAAACGAUUUGUAGAAUGUUUGAUUUCGAAUACUGUAUCAAUCAUAUGUACACGUGGCUUUCCGAGAAUACGUUUCUCGUCGAGCGCAGAUAUGAAACUUUUGUAAAAGUAAUACAUAAUGUAAAACCAAAUGAUAUUGUAAGAACAAUUACCGAAGAUGAAAAUUUUGAACGUCAUUCAUUGAUUGAUUCUGAAUUGUUAGCCUUAGGGUUGAAUGUAAUUCAGCAUUGUGAUCAAAUAAAAUGA